Messenger RNA from Pedinophyceae sp. YPF-701, 1329 nucleotides. NCBI's taxonomy places the organism in Eukaryota, Viridiplantae, Chlorophyta, Pedinophyceae. The record is from the annotation of a GenBank genome assembly.
AUGUACACGGCCUCGGCUCCCACUGUCCGCCCGGUCGCGGUGUCGCGCCGCGCCCGCUCCACCCGGUGCCAGGCCAAGCGCGGCGAGGCCCUGGACCGCCCCCUCAGGGUCGCUGUGAUCGGCGGCGGACCCUCGGGUGCGUGCGCGGCCGAGACGCUCGCCGCCGGCGGCGUGGAGACCUACCUGAUCGAGCGCAAGCUCGACAACUGCAAGCCCUGCGGUGGAGCCAUCCCGCUGUGCAUGGUGGAGGAGUUCGACCUGCCCAUGGAGAUCAUUGACCGCAAGGUGACGAAGAUGAAGAUGAUUUCCCCCUCGAACCGCGAGGUGGACGUGGGCAAGACGCUGAACGACAAGGAGUGGAUCGGGAUGUGCCGGCGCGAGGUGUUCGACGACUACCUGCGGAAGCGCGCGGAGAAGAACGGCGCGACGGUGCUGAACGGGCUGAUGAUGCGCAGCGAGAAGGAGGGCGACUCGUACCGCGUGCACUACAACUCGUACAAGGAGGGCGCCAAGGUGGGCACGCCCGCGCACGUGGACGUCGACGUGGUCAUCGGCGCGGACGGCGCGAACUCGCGCGUGGCCAAGGAGAUGGGCGCGGGCGAGUACGACUACGCCAUUGCCUUCCAGGAGCGCAUGCGCAUCCCGGACGACAAGAUGGAGUACUACAAGGACCUGGCGGAGAUGUACGUGGGCGACGACGUGUCACCGGACUUCUACGGGUGGGUGUUCCCGAAGUACGACCACGUCGCGGUCGGCACGGGCACGGUGGUGAACAAGACGGCCAUCAAGCAGUACCAGGACGCGACGCGCGAGCGCGCGAGCGCGAAGACGGACAACGGGCAGAUCAUCCGCGUCGAGGCGCACCCGAUCCCGGAGCACCCGCGCCCGAAGCGCGUCCAGGAGCGCGUGACGCUCGUCGGCGACGCCGCGGGCUACGUGACCAAGUGCUCGGGCGAGGGGAUCUACUUCGCGGCCAAGUCCGGCCGCAUGUGCGCCGAGGCGAUCGUCAAGGCGUCGGAGAACGGGAAGAAGAUGGUCGGCGAGGAGGACCUCCGCGUGUACCUGGACGAGUUCGACCGCAAGUACUGGGCCACCUACAAGGUCCUCGACAUCCUCCAGAAGGUGUUCUACCGCUCCAACCCCGCCCGCGAGGCCUUCGUCGAGAUGUGCGACGACACGUACGUCCAGAAGAUGACGUUCGACUCGUACCUGUACAAGACGGUCGUCCCGGGCAACCCGCUCGACGACGUCAAGCUGCUGUCCAACACUGUGGCCUCGCUGCUCCGGAGCAACGCCCUGCGCAGCAAGUCCGCCGAGCCCGUCGCCUAA